This is a messenger RNA of Aspergillus campestris IBT 28561, 660 nucleotides long. RefSeq lists its product as uncharacterized. The record is from RefSeq and is a predicted model, not a curated record. The transcript has 3 exons. Bases 404 to 625 code for a protein of 73 amino acids. NCBI's taxonomy places the organism in Eukaryota, Fungi, Ascomycota, Eurotiomycetes, Eurotiales, Aspergillaceae.
GCCAGUUCAUCAUUCAAAACGCCACUGCAUAACUAUUACAUCUCAUAGAUAGUACAUAAAUCAUCACUCAUUUCGCCGUAAUCAUCAACAUAAAAAAUAAUGUACAGAAUGUUAACGCCAACAUUGGAUAUCCUUUCUCAUGUAUUUGUUAACUAGCCUGUCCCAGAAAUGAAACCACAAUAGUCUGGGAUCAGGAUGUGGUAGGAUUAUGGUCAACAAACUGUCAACGUGCUGAUGUGCUUGUCCUGUUUUUCGGGGAGAAAGGCAAUAAGAAAUAAAGAUAUCAACUUCUCGCACUAAUCCUGUUCAGCAGAGACAACAAAUGAAAGAAAUAUCGGGUAUGUGCUGCCAAUGUAGGGCUCGCAAGACUCAAGAUGAACAGAAAUGAAAACAAACGGUGUGAAUGACCGGAUGGAUGUGCGUUCAAAUUCUAGUCUUAAUUAGCCACACGCACAUAGUUGCGUUCGAAUUCACGCCAGCUGGGAACAUAGAUACCUGGUCACACCAUUUCGGUGUUGGAGACUUGUAUCAACUGUUGGCAGGUUUUAUUCCGUUCCAACAGCUAAGUCAUCGUGUCCCUCGAGAGCAACACCGCCCUCUUCAAUAUCCGAAUCUAUGUAUAUAGGACAACACCAUGGAAUAUAUAAAGAGAGGAAGAAC